Messenger RNA from Mus caroli (Ryukyu mouse), 2033 nucleotides. Its product is annotated as transforming acidic coiled-coil-containing protein 1-like. Gene Ontology annotation, cellular component: cytoplasm. The record is from RefSeq and is a predicted model, not a curated record. NCBI's taxonomy places the organism in Eukaryota, Metazoa, Chordata, Mammalia, Rodentia, Muridae. Gene Ontology annotation, biological process: mitotic spindle organization; nuclear migration; cerebral cortex development.
UUGAUCCACAACCGCCGGCAACAUUGCCAGUGCCUGUCAAAGCCCCUCCAUUUUAAAGGAAGAGACAGCCUUUCCACCACUGCAGGGGCCGCAGCCGAGUUCAUGUUCAGUCAUUGGCAGAUCCUGUUGGCCAAGCAGUGGGCCAAGUGGACAUGUACCACGACACGUGAUUCGAGCAUGGGAGAAGAUGAAGCAGGAGGUUCUGAAGACGACUCUGAGAAGGAAAAGGACUUGCUGACUGAGACUAAAUCCCUGAGUUGUGAGUCUGAUUCUGAACUUAAUUUUGAGACUACUGAAACUGAAACUCCAAUCAGAUCUCCUCUCAGGGAGUCUUGUGAUUCAUCAUGGGGAUUGGCAGAACCUGAAGCAGGUCCCCAAGAAUCUCUAGAAGCUGAUGAGCAGUUGGUAGCAAAAGUAAUUGAAAAAUGUUCACCUGAUGCAUGUUCUGGCUCUUCAGAAAAUGAAGCACCAGGGGUGACUAUCGAUCCAUACCUAAUCAUGUAUGUCAAAGACAAGGAAGAAUAUCAUGUUAGCAGGAUGUCAGUAGUAGUGAAGCCGUUUUCAAGAGAAACCAGGUAUUUCCCAGAUGACCUUGCAGCUCUUGGAAUAAAAGCAGGAGAUGAGUUGGAUCAGAACGUGAAUCCUAGUGUGCUGAGAGGGUCGAGGGCCCAGAGAUCUCCCCUUAACAUUAAAGAAGCCUCUGGCUUUCACAGUAAUGGCACCAUUGACUCAGGGGUUGAGCUGCAGGAAGGGUCCAGUGACUCACCUCUCAAACUUGAGGAUGAUUUUACAGAAGAUGGGGAGAAUGUCGAGGCCAGGAGUGCCCUACCAAAGCAACCUGGCAGGAAACCCAGUAACAAACUGGCACCUAGCACGCAAAAAGAUGGCUUCAGUAAGCCAGAAGAUGUUGAGCUGUCUGCAGACCCAACAGUUCAAGAUACCUCUCUCACCCAGACGUUUCCUAAGUUAGAAGAUGAAGCAGCUGUGAUGUCACAGAUCUCAGACAUUCCUAACGGGGACGGCCAAGCAACUGAUGAGGAGAAACUGGUGUCUACAUUGUGUGCUCAGAAGUCAGCAGGGACUAAGGUCGAAGGCAUAGAAAAGGAACCAUGCCAGAAGGUGGAGAAAGAGGAGCUGGCUGUGCAUGGACUGCUGGAGUCCUCUUCAGUAAAGGCCCCUGUGUCUGUGGCCUGUGGGGAUGAAAGUCCCCUGGAUGAGAUCUGCCUCAGGGAAGCAGACAAUACUGCUCUAGUCACAUUGCUCAGAGAAGAGAUAAUCACUAAAGAGAUCGAAGCAAAUAUAUGGAAAAAGAAAUACGAAGAGAGCCGAGAAGAAGUCCUGGAGAUGAGGAAAAUUGUGACAGAAUAUGAAAAGACUAUUUCCCAGAUGAUUGAGAACCAGCAGAGUACAAGCAAGAGCUGUCAGAAGGCUUUCCAGCAGCUGAAUAUGGAGAAGGAACAGGCUCUGGCUGACUUAAGCUCAGUGGAGACGUCUCUUUCUGGUCUCUUCAGGAGAUAUGAAAACCUGAAAGGCGUGCUGGAAGGGUUCAAGAAGAACGAAGAAGCCUUGAAACACUGUGCAGAGAAUUACUUAGCCAGAAUUAAGCUGGAAGAACAGCGAUACCAGAUCCUGAAAGUUUAUGCAAAGGAAAAACUGGACAGAGCCAAUGAGGAAAUUGCUCAGAUUCGUUCCAAGGCACAGGCUGAAAGUGAUGCUCUCCAUGCUGGCCUCCUGAAAGAGCAGAGGAAGGUGGAGUCCUUGGAGAGGGCCCUUAAGAAGAAGAAUCAAGAGGCUGAAGAAUUGACAAAAAUCUGUGAAGAAGAGCAGAGGAAGGUGGAGUCCUUGGGGAGGGCCCUUGAGAAGAAGAAUCAAGAGGCUGAAGAAUUGACAAAAAUCUGUGAAGAACUGAUUGCCAAGCUGGAUAAGACCUACUGAGAGUAGUCCUGUGAACUGUGUAGAUCGAGUCUGGCUGCUUCUGUCGUGACCACAUUAUCUUGCCUUAUCCAGAAAUAAUACUCCCUUUGCACAGAAAA